GUAUUUCUCGUACAGUCUCUUGCAAGGUGUGGUUCUUGACGCUAUAUAGAGACGGAAGUAUGCCGCCGCGGGAUCAACAAGUGUCGUGCGAGAUCCACGUCCGGCGAACGAUCGAGUCAGUGUCGCGUCUCUCCUCCUGAGCGAGUCUCUCGCUUCCUCGAGGUCGGCAAGAGAAAGAGAGCAGCCGCGCGAUUAAAACGCGAGUUUGCGCGUCUCUUCCCGAGUGUGCAAUUUAUCGAACUCUCGAUCGCGGCGGAGACCAGCACCAGGACGACGCGAUUCGCGAGUGUCGAACCGGACCCGUCCGACGUUGGAGAACGGACGAUCGACUCGGUUCAGGUGAUCCCGGUUCUGGUGUCCCAUCAUUCGUGAAGAUCGAAUUAGUGCACGCGUGACAGCCGGUACUCGCACGCACACGUGACCCCGACGCGAGUUUGUUUGGCGCGCGUGUUACACGCUGUGGUGAACGUCAAGGAUCUACGACUGCAGAUAUGAGAAUCAAAAUGACCAGGAUGUUGCUGUUCCUGACCAUCGGUUUGCUCGCUAAGGUAUCGGGAUUACCCAACGGAGCACCGAGGGAGGCAUGCUGGGAUCUGAUACCACGUCAUUCCGGCAACUCCUUCCAAUCGUCGUAUCCGCCUUAUCAGGUGCUACCCGCAGCCGGACGAGGCAGGGUCCGGCUGAUCCUCGGAAGUCCCCAAGGUCUCGCCUAUGAGGGCUUCAUGAUCCUCGCCAGGGACGUCAGCACCGGCGAGUUGGUCGGAGAAUUCACCAAUCUGCCCGAUUCCGCGAGAAUCGUCGAAUGCACCCAAGGCGUAAAGAAUGGUGUGACUCAUACGAACACGGCGAAGAAGCAGAAUCUUGAAUUCGAUUGGGAAGCUCCGGUCGAUUACGAGGGUAUUAUUAUCUUCAACUCCACCUUCGCUCAGGAUUACAGCACAUAUUGGGUCGGCGUGGAAUCGCCCAGAGUCACCGUCAACAAGCGGUCCAUCGACGUAUUGACCUCACCUACACCCGUCACUACCUUCAGGACCACCACGCCGCCCUACUACGGCCGCACCGUCAAUUAUGUGACGCAGAAUGAGGAGGACCCGUUCUACAAGGGCUGCCACGUGACGAAGAACUGCUUCGGCGCGCCCGCGGGCUGUAUAAAAACGAAGGACUGCGCCGCCGUGGCGGCCGUGAUCGUUCAGGGCGACGAAUAUCAUUUCGAGAUGCAGGCGCGAGGAGAGGCCAAAUAUGUCGCUGUCGGUCUGUCGGACGACAAGAAUAUGGGCGACGACAGCGUAGUCGAGUGCACGAACAGGGAUGGUGAAAUUGCGUUACAUACAUCUUGGAAUUCCGGACAACGUAACACGCGCCAUGCGACGCCGGAAGGUGCGAUUGAAUUGGAAAGUGCCUCGCUCAAGAAUGACGUGAUCUACUGCAAAUUUCGACGGGACAAGCUCACUGUUAUUCAAGGACGCACCUAUGACCUUGUCAAUACUCCGUACCAUCUCCUCGUGGUCGCCGGCAGCAAUUUCCGAGAAAAUAGUGUUGACGAUAUUAGCUUUCACAACAUCGUCUAUCUUGGGACUAGCACCGCGAAGAAACUGUCCGACGUCGGAGAAUGGAUUCCAGCCAGCGACCUACUAAUUCGCCUUCAUGGUGCGCUUAUGUUGGCGUCGUGGAUCGGCACAGCCUCCAUCGGGAUGCUACUCGCGAGAUAUUACAGACAGACAUGGGUUAACUCGCAAUUGUGUGGAAAGGAUCACUGGUUCGCCUGGCACAGGUUCUUCAUGGUCCUCACUUGGUCGAUGACGAUCGCUGCCUUCGUGAUAAUAUUUGUGGAAUUGGGCACAUGGAGUUCCGCGACGAUACACGCUUCCCUCGGUCUGGCUACCACAAUUUUGUGCUUCAUCCAGCCCUUCAUGGCAGCUAUGAGACCACAUCCUGGCGCACCCCGAAGAGCUCUCUUUAAUUGGGCUCACUGGUUCGUCGGUAAUGUGGCAAAAAUAUGCGCCCUAAUCGCGAUUUUCUUCGCGGUGCGACUGAACAAGGCCAAACUUCCGGAAUGGGUCGACUAUAUUCUUACCGCAUAUGUGGUUUUCUACGUUCUGACUCACCUCAUUCUAACAUUCCUUGGAUGCAUCUCUGACAGACAAGCCAGUCAGAGAGUGAAUUCAUUUCCUAUGAAAGACAUGCAUUCUCGCGGAUCAAUGGUGCAUCCAGAUGCGAGGCGAGACGCUCCCCACUCCGGCAUACGCAAGUUCAUUUUCGGUGUGUACUUUGUGGUUAUCAUCCUGUUCGCCGCGGCCCUCAUAGUGAUCACCGUGUUGGCACCUAUCGAGGAUGCGUGGGCAACCUUCACCAACGCUAUCUCGGGCUAGUGAGGCCGCUAAUUAACGCCGUGGAAAUAUUCGUCACUCCCGCGCGUCGAAAUAUGCCGACCAGAUGGACUCUCUCGGAGAUCAUCCUGACUCUUGCAGCGCGACGAUAUAAUAUCCCGACUUUCUGUAUGCAAAUUAUGCAUGCGAAGAAUGUGCAAAUCCUAUAUAUUCGUGUAAAGAUGCAAAUCGUGUCGCGUUGCAGACGUAUAUGCGCGAGAACGAAGAGAUUGUUACUGCAUACUGACGAGUAUUCUUUACCUUUUUUUUAGAUUUCUACGAAGUUUCUAUCUUCCCCAUUUCUAUUUCGAUUAUAUAACGUAAUUAAAAAUCGAGAUUUCUCUGUAUAUAACGUUCUUGAUUGGAAGACACAUCAGGAUUAAAUUUAUUUUAUAUACUUUGUUAUUAUCAACUAACGUUUUACGACACACGGAGUAUCCUAUUGUCUAUAUCUGGUGAAUUUUUUAUUUUCAAUAAGGAACUGCCAUUAGCCGAAUUUAUA
This is a messenger RNA of Nylanderia fulva, 2868 nucleotides long. RefSeq names its product ferric reductase 1. Gene Ontology annotation, cellular component: membrane. Lineage: Eukaryota; Metazoa; Arthropoda; Insecta; Hymenoptera; Formicidae. The record is from RefSeq and is a predicted model, not a curated record. Gene Ontology annotation, molecular function: transmembrane ascorbate ferrireductase activity.